Molecule: messenger RNA, 969 nt
Organism: Phalaenopsis equestris
Lineage: Eukaryota; Viridiplantae; Streptophyta; Magnoliopsida; Asparagales; Orchidaceae
Product: heptahelical transmembrane protein ADIPOR2-like
Exons: 1
Biological process (GO): response to hormone
Cellular component (GO): membrane
Molecular function (GO): signaling receptor activity
Source: RefSeq, a predicted model, not a curated record
UCUAUUUUUCUCAAUCUUCUUUCACUGCAGGAUUCCUCCAUAAGCCACCAGGUUCCCGGUUGGCCAAUCCUCAUCUUCCUUGCUGGCUCCAUGUCGUGUCUCGCCUUCAGUGCCACCUCCCACCUCCUCGCCUGCCAUUCCCGCCGCCUCAACCUCUUCUUCUGGCGCCUCGACUACGCCGGCAUCUCCAUCAUGAUCAUCUCCUCCUUCUUUCCCGCAAUCUACUACGCCUUCCUCUGCCACCCUCUCCCUCGCCUCAUCUACCUCUCUUCCAUCACAACCCUCGGCUCCCUCGCCAUCAUCACUCUACUUUUCCCCGUUUUCUCUUCCCCCGGCUUCCGCCCCUUUCGCGCCGCUCUCUUCCUCGCCAUGGGCUUCUCCGGGCUCAUCCCCGCCGCCCACGCGCUCGCCAUUAACUGGGAACACGGCGCCGCCCACAUCUCUAUCGUAUUAGAACUCACCAUGGCCGCCGCCUACGCGGUCGGAGCGGUGGUAUACGUUAGUAGGGUGCCGGAGCGGUGGCGGCCGGGGCUUUUUGAUAUUGCAGGGCAUAGUCAUCAGAUCUUCCAUGUGUUUGUGCUUUUGGGAGCUUUGAUGCACUAUGCCGCGAUCGUUGUGAUGGUGAAUUGGAGGGUGGCCGGGCCGGGAUGCGCUGGAAUUUGAGCGUAAAAAGAAAAAUUGCAUCGAAUAUUAUGAUGUAAUUUGUAUUAGGACGGGCUUUGUUUGAGAGAGAGAGAUUUGCAUUCCUUUCUAUAAGAUCUUAGUAUCUAAGAUAUGAAAAUGUGUGGAAAUAUCUGUUUUAAUGAUAUUUUCCCAAUGUCAUUCUAAGUAGUUAUAUAAAUAAAUAUGAUUUGUUUAGAUAAAUAGAUUUUAGCCGAUCAUUUUUAUUUAUUUAUUUUUAUUUUGGGGCAAUUACAUUAAGAUCACCUGGAACUUGCUAUUUAUAGACCAGCCAUUCUCUUUCAUUUA